ACCUGAAGAUGGCGCUGUUGAAACAGAAGUGAUGGAGAAGCAAGAGUUCAACCAGCGGUUUUGACUGAUGGAUCCACAUGUUUUACUAAUCUAAUUCAUGAAACCAUUUCACAAAUGAGUGGCUUCAAGAUACAUUGUCACAUAGAUUACAAUUCAAAACAUAACGUUAGAGUCUUAAAACAUGAAUUGAAAAACAGGUUCGUGUUAAAAAAUAACAAUAACUUGCUACCUUUGCUGUGACUUAUUCCGUACCACAGGAGCAGAUCUGAGCAUGCGCACUGCAUCGGUUCUAUGGGGACGGGGAGGACAUCACGGAAAAAACGUAGCAGCAGCACCACUAACCCCACGCCGAGAUUUCGCCUCUCCGCUGCGCUAAAAGUGCGCAACGAAAGCAGCCCACGACUAUGCCCGGUACGGCGGUAAAGUGCGGGAGGACCACUUGACAGGCCUGGGCGAGGUCUGAGCCGUUACCGGGAGGGGAAAUACAUUUCUUCGUAUGGGAGCAGCAUGCGGGAAAUGGUUGGAGGUUGCUGCGUGUGUUCAGACGAGCGAGGCUGGGCUGAGAACCCCCUGGUUUACUGUGAUGGACACGGCUGCAGCGUCGCCGUUCACCAAGCAUGUUAUGGCAUUGUCCAGGUUCCCACCGGUCCGUGGUUCUGUCGGAAGUGUGAAUCACAGGAGAGAGCGGCACGCGUGAGGUGUGAGCUGUGUCCCCACAAAGAUGGAGCCCUCAAGAGGACGGACAGCGGAGGCUGGGCCCACGUUGUAUGUGCGCUGUACAUCCCUGAGGUGCAGUUUGCCAACGUCCUAACCAUGGAGCCCAUCAUCCUGCAAUACGUCCCUCAUGACAGAUACAUCAAGACCUGCUACAUCUGUGAGGACCACGGCAGGGAGAGCAAGGCGGCGUGCGGAGCCUGCAUGACGUGCAACAGGCAGGGCUGCAGACAGGCCUUCCACGUCACCUGUGCUCAGAUGGCAGGUCUGCUGUGUGAGGAGGAAGGCCCAGAAGCUGACAACGUGAAAUAUUGUGGCUACUGCAAGCACCACUACAACAAAAUGCAGAAGAAGUUGCGCUCCAGUGAAAACACAAGCAGCUCCUUCAGUCAUUCCAGGGGGCGCUCGAGCUCUCCUCCCCAGGACAAACACCAUCACCACCGACAGAGGAAGAGUCAUAAGGACAAGAUGCAUCAGAAAGAGCGCCACAAGAAGUCCUCUGACAGCCUGGGCUCCUCCGUGACCAGCAGCUCUAUAGAAAAGAUAUCCUCCAGUCACCACAGCACCAAGGACAGUGAGGGAAAGUGUAAGAAGCUGAGCUCACACAGUCACGUUCACCGCAGCAAGAAGACGGGAAGCAUCGGCAAGAGCUGCUCCUCCUCCUCCUGCUCCUCCAGCCCCUUCAACACAGGUGGCUCCCUGUCUUCCGCUCAGGACUUCCAUCCGUUCUCAUCAUCCUCCCGCCUGGAGCGGGACCAUGACCACGGGGGGGACGAGCACAGUGGGGAGGAGCGUAAGGAGCGCCAUCGGAGGCCAGCGGUGCAGGAGGAGGAGGAGGACGAUGAAAAAGAGGAGGGCAAAGAGGAGGAGGUAGAGGAGGAGGAGGACAGUAAAUACCACAAGCCACCAGCUCUCACUCCAGCUGACGGCCCAAUGGCAGGGUCACAGGGUCACGACCGGUCGGAGAACAACUCCAGCCCCUUCGAGAACAAGGUCACCAUCUCCACCUUCGGCUCCAUCAUGCGCAUCACCUCUUCCUCUGGGCUGGGCAGCAGUAGCAAGAUCCGGAAGAUCUCCUCGUCCGGGGACUACAAGCCCUCCAAGUCUCUGAGUAAGCUGAGCACGCCGCCCAUCCUGGAGGAGGCAGUGCCAGAGGACAAAGCCCCGCCCCCGCAGCUGCCCAGAGAGCGCAGGCACCGCGGCAACAAGAAGAGCAGCCACGGGCCGGGGCGGCCGCGGGGCAGUAAGAACCGGGAGAGGAGGGAGGAGGAGCAUCACCACCACCAUCACCACACAGCGCCUCCUCCUCCUCCUCCUCUUCCUCCUCCAGCCUUAACCUCCCCGCUCUACCAGAGCCAGUCCUCCCUCCCUCACCCCGCCUUCCCCUCCACGCUGCCUCCCACAGCCGUCUCUUCUUCUUCUUCUUCUUCUUCUUGUUUCUCCUCCUCUGCCGCCGUUUUUUCCACGAGCCGUGGCAACUCUCUGCUCAGCUCCGGCAUCUACUCCAGCCUCAAGGACCCCCUCACACUGGGCGGGGGUGUCUGCAGUACCCCUCUCUCUCUGGGUGGAGGGGUUUGUAGCCCCUCCUUGUCCCUGGGGGGGGGCAUGUGUAGCACCCCUUUCUCCUCAGGACUCCUCACAUCCCACAUCUCCUCAAUGUCCCUUCCAUCAGUCAACGCUGUGUCAAACACACAGGUCCCUCCAGGUUCCAGCACCUCCUACAGCCUGAGCUCCACCCAGCUGUUCUCCAGCUGUCUCUCCACCCCCCCCACUCUGCCACCACUACUGACCCAAGCCCAGACCUCACUGCCAGAGUCCGACCUUGAUGACUGUCGUUUCCCGUGUCAGGGGAACUCGCCCAGAGAGAGUCUUUCCUCACAGUCUCCUAUGAGCUGUCUUCCUCUCCUGUUUGAGCAGAGGGACGGGCUGGGGGCCGCAGUCAGAGCCCGCCCUGAGAACGUCCCCCUCGCCAGCUCUCACAUCGAGCUGCUGCUGGAGAAACACAGCAACGGAGAGAUGGGAGUCAACAUCGUGGAGAUGCUCCAGUCGCUGCACUCGCUGCAGCAGGAGAACCAGCGGCUGCAGGAUCAGAUCCUCAGCCUGACGGCCAAGAAGGAGCGCCUGCAGCUGCUCAACACGGAGCUGGCCGUCUCCUUCCCUCCACACAUCCACUCCGCCCACGGCUCCAUGCACUCUGCCCAGGUCCACUUCCUGUCAUCCACCCAAGACCCCCUGAGCACCAACAAGAGUCCUCUGUCCAAAAGCUGCUUCCUGAAUGACACCUCCUUUGUUACCUCGUCUGAGGAGCUCCAGUCUGGCAGUCCGUCCCGCAGCAGCUCCUCCCUCUCCUUCCAGAGCACUCCCCCCCCCCAGCAGAGCCCCGCCUCUUUCGGCCAGCCCCUGCUCAAUGGCUUCAGUCGCGGCAUGAGCGACAGCUCGGGGGCCAUCAGUCAGCCCGUGGUGGGCGGGCUCAUGUCCUCCCUGGCAGGAAGUCCUCAGCUGAACAUGAACGGCGUGCUGGGCAGUCUGAACGGCGUGAUCCAGUCUCCCGUGCAGAACGCCCCCCCGCCCACGCUCCCCGCUCUGCGCCCCCAGCCCCCCCCGCUCACCCCCCAGGCUCUGGCCCAGGGCUUCCAGCUGCCCAAGAGCGCCAGCCCGUCUUCCCUCCUGGAGCAGCAGCAGAAGCAGCUUCUCCUGGAGCAGCAGCAGCAGCAGCAGCUCCAGCACUUCCUCACCUCACAGAACUUCACUCCUGAGCAGCAGGUGAUGGUGUGCCAGAUGCUGCAGCAGCAGAGGCAGAGGGAGCUGCAGCGCCUCACCCUGACGGGGGCCCUCACCUCCACCCCAAACUCCCCCCUGAUCUCCCAGUCUCCCAGCCUGCUGUCCUCAGCCCCCCCCCUGCAGGGCGGCCCGGCAGGAAGCCUGUUCGGCCUGCAGGACAACGCACUGCACAAGUCCGGGGCUGCAGGAGAGAAGGGUGGAGACAAGAACGGGUGAUGAUUCCACAGGAGCAGCUCAAAUGAAGCAGAGGAAGGACUCUCUGAACAUCUUUCCCUCUCUGUCAUCUUUCUCUUACACCCUCUUUUAUGAAUGUAUACCAGGAUGGACUUUAACGUUUUUUGGUGUUUUGGAGUUCUUUAUAUCAGAGGUUCUUCUCAUAGGUUUUUGUGUAGGCAGCUUUCAGAGAGUACAGUGGUCUCUUGUUAAAUUGCACUAAUUACUUAGCUAGCCCAACGCGGCUGCUUCUGAAGGCAGAGCCCCCCCCUGCUCCGCCCUGCAGGGGUUGUGUUCAGGCUUUCUGGUUGAAGUGUGAACUCUUUCCUGACCAUUCACCAUUUUCCUCCACGUUUCCACUCGGUCAGCGAGUCACACUGCCUCUUCCUGCAACCUCAAUGUCUUCCUUGAUAUUUCGUCUUCCCUUUAUGUUCCCCCCCCACCCCAUCCAGAUCUCCUAUAUGUUGCAGGCACUUAUUAUGUUAACGAUAAAUAUACUGUCAUUUCCAAUGUGUGGUUAGUGGAAUUUCAACAUGAAGCUAGUUGUUACCUCAGAUCUUUCUGCCACCCAUUUUCCAAUUCCAAAUUGUGUGCUGAGUCAUUACCGCUAUAGCCUUCACUGGAUCUAAAGAAACCACCAAAAACCUUGGUAUGUAAAUGUGAACAUGGCACAGAAGCCAUGAUAUCGUCCACAAGAGCACCAGAUUUUAUUCAAAAAGAGUUUCUAAAGACUUUUAUUUCUUUCCAGUUGCUAUCGAGAUUAAGCAGAAAAAAACCAAACAUUUGGAACUUGUAAGUCAGAAAUUAAUAGUUUUUCCUGAACAACUGUGCACUUUGCAUGUUAGCAGCUAACAGAGCAAAUCCGCCAUCAUCACAGAACCUUCAUUAAGGAUACUGAUAGGCCACUAGGGACAGACAGGUUUUCCAUGUGAGUAUUUUGCACUCCUCCUCCUGCAGUGUCUGUUCUCUCUGUUACUUCCAUACAUAACCCUUAAACAUAUUCACCAACUAGAUGUUCUUUUAGCAAUACUGGAUAGAUAAUGCCUUAAUGAUGCUAGAUGUACAGAGACACCACGAGUCCAGGCUCACUCUGUUGUCGUCUUUCUUUGAUAGUGUUUUUUAUCUGGGGUACACGGUGGGGUUCAUUACUGAAGUGAAAGCACUCUUCCUAAACCCAUUUAUACUUUUGAUAGCUGACUGAUGAUUUCAAAAUGUGUGAAUAACCGUAUAGUGAGUAACUAAAGUGUCAAAUCAUUUUCUAUUGUACUUUUUUGUGUUCAGAUCUGAUGUUCUUUAGUUGUUUGUGCUUCGAAGAAGUCUGACAGGAAAGCCUGCACAGUGUGUCAUAGGAGACGGCCGAGAUGUAAACUAUUAUUAAAGUGCCGUCACAGCGGUGUGUCAUACAUAGUGUAGCCGUUAAGCUAACGUAGAGAUAAGCUUGUCUUUCCUUCCACUCCACUUUAUCCUACGAUGCCUCUGUUUGGCUCACCUUUACUAACAAAGGCUCUUCACAAAGUAAGGGACUAUUUAAUCAUGUUUCCUCCUGUGUUUUUUAACAAUAUUGUCAUAGACCUUUAUUAAAUAUUUUCUGUUGCAAUCUUGAACAUGAUCUCCCAUACAUGUGAUGUAACUUGAGUGCUAGAUUCUUUUGUUAGCAGCUAAUGUAGACGUCAGAGAGGAAGUCCAAGCAGCUCACUGGUCUGUGAUAAAUACUGUAGCAACGACAGAAGGAGAAUGUUGGUUCUGUGGAUGAAGACACGAGCCAACGCAUUGACACGACUCCAAAGCGGGAGCUCUGAGUUUUUACUGAGAGAAUUGACUGAGUUUGUCCUUACGAGUCCAGACACACACGAGCAUGUCCAGGAGACGGACUGCAGAGCGGUGCUGGGUUUCUGAAGCCGUUUCUUUCUCAUGUUGCACUGGGGCGCUUUGGGCCCAAUUGUAAAUCGUUUUUUAGUACCUUUUUCAAUUUUGUUGGAAUACGAGUUGUAUACUUUAAUAUGUUUGUGUUAAAACACAUUCAUUCUUUUAAGCUUUGAAGUUUGGGUAACCAAGAUAAUCCAUGUUCUGAAUGUCGUACUGUGUAUCUUUUAUGUGUAUCAACAUUUAAGCACUUGGCUCUGAAAGAGGUUUGAUGGAGAGCGAGUUUCCUGUCGGGAUAUGAAUUGCAUGAAAUGCAGCGAGGUCUCUCAAAUGUGUUGCUAAAUACCAAGUAAUAACUAUGCAUCAUUUUAAAUGCAUUGUUCCCUUAAAAGAAAAUAAAUUAAAUGAAAUGAGCACUGACUUUUAAAAAGGACAAGCAUGUUGUCAUUGUAUAGUGUAUUUGUUUGAGAGAAUUGAUCAAAACUAAUUUGACAAUAUUCAGAUGAAAAGCCCUGUAAAGUAUUUUGAUAUUUUUGUGUGUAAAAUUAAAAGAACGGAUUAAGACAACUUUUUUUGUCAAUAAAUGUAUUUUACUGAGUUGUUUAUA
Messenger RNA from Trematomus bernacchii (emerald rockcod), 6178 nucleotides. Its product is annotated as protein AF-17-like. Lineage: Eukaryota; Metazoa; Chordata; Actinopteri; Perciformes; Nototheniidae. The record is from RefSeq and is a predicted model, not a curated record. Gene Ontology annotation, cellular component: nucleus. Gene Ontology annotation, molecular function: histone binding; nucleosome binding. Gene Ontology annotation, biological process: regulation of transcription by RNA polymerase II.